AUGGAGAGGCCCUGUGGCCUGCCACCCACCAGCCCCAGAGCCGUGGCUGCCCCGCUGAAGGAGGGCUCACCCUGGGCCCUUGGAAUCAGGAGCCCCUUCUGGCUGUGUCACCCCCUCCCCAGGCUGCCACAGCUUCCCGUGACAGUGAGCUCGGAGACCCAACUCCAGUCCCAGCUGGCCCGCAGCCGGUGCACUGAAAACCCUCCCGUCGCCCUCCCCCUGCAGCCGUUAACAGAGCCUCCCACCACGAUACAGACCCGCCUCGCCGAAGUGAUCCGCUGGCCUGCCUACACUCAGCCCUGCAUCUAUCCACGGGGCCCAACGGAAAACAGAGGGUCUGGGGUCGGAGACCCUCCUGCCCCUCUCGCCUCCGUCACGGCCUCCUUCUCCGGGGCCGGGAUCAUUUACUACAGCCGGGAGCGAUACUUCCGCCACGUGCAGCAGGCUGCCGCCUCGGGCCUGGGCAAGUUCAGCAAUGACCCUGUACUGCAGUUCUUUAAAACCUACGGGCUCCUCAGAGAAGAGCACAUCCAGGACGCCAUCGGCAGCCUGGAAAACAUCCGGAACCACCCAGACGUGUCCUUGUGCUCCGUCAUGGCCCUCAUUUAUGCUCACAAGUGCUGUGAGACCGUCGACCAAGAAGCCGUUUGGGAGCUAGAGAGCAGCCUGAAGGACAUGCGCAAGACGGCCAGCGGGACGGCCCUCUACUACGCCGGCCUCUUCCUCUGGCUCGUGGGCCGCGGCGACAAGGCCAAGGACUACGUUGACCGCGCACUGCGUGUGUGCAGCGGCCUCAGCCAGGUCCAUGUGCUCAGAGGCUGGGUGGACCUCACCUCAGACAAGCCCCACGCGGUGAAGAGAUCCAUCAAGUACCUGGAACAGGGAACACAGGACACCAACGAUGUGCUGGGGCUGAUGGGAAAGGUGGGCCGCGGGGGGCGGGAGGGCCCUAACACAGGACACCAACGAUGUGCUGGGGCUGAUGGGAAAGGUGGGCCGCGGGGGGCGGGAGAGCCCUCCUCGGGAAGCUUCCUGCCAGCCCUGGUCCUAAAGAUGCGGCUGUUCCUGGCCCAGCAGGACUGGGAGCAGGCGGUGGAAAUGGGGCACAGAAUCCUAGAAAAAGACGGGAGCAGCAUCGAUGCCUGCCAGGUCCUCGCCGUGCAUGAACUCGCAAGAGGAGGCGUGGCCACAGCUGCUGAUCAUGUUAGAAAUCUGAUUAAGGCACUGGAGACAAGAGAGCCCCAAAAUCCAAGCCUCCAUCUUAAAAAAAUCCUUGUGGUCAGCAGGCUGUGUGGGAGGCACCAGGCGGUCCUGCGGCCCGUGUGCGGCUUCAUCGAGCGCACGUUCAUGGCCACAGCCUCCCCCGCCCACGUGGCCACGGAGCUGGGCUACCUCUUCGUCCUGCAGGACCAAGUGAAGGAGGCGUCCCUGUGGUACUCGGAGGCCAUGAAGUUGGACGAGAGCAGCGUGGCGGCCUUGACAGGGAUCAUCUGGUGCCAGAUCUUGGAAGGCCACCUGGAGGAGGCUGAGCAGCAGCUGGAGUUCCUGAAGGAGGUGCAGCAGUCCCUCGGGAAGUCUGAGGUGCUGGUCUUCCUGCAGGGCCUUCUGGCGUCCAGGAGGCACAGGGGGGAGCAGGAGGCCGCCCCGCUGCUGAAGGAGGCUGCGGAGCUGCACUUCUCCGGCGUGCAGGGCCUCCCCCUGGGCACCGAGUACCUGGAGAAGCUGGACCCCCUCUUCCUGGUCUGCAUUGCCAGGGAGCUCUUGCUCUUCUGCCCCAAGCAGCCCCGGGCACCAGGCCAGAUCGUGUCUCCGCUUCUUAAACAAGUUGCUGUGAUCCUGAGCCCCGUGGUCAAAGUGGCGCCGGCUCUGAUUGAGCCGCUGUACCUGAUGGCUCAGGUCAAGUACCUCUCAGGAGAGCUGGAGACUGCCCAGAGCACCCUGCAGCGCUGCCUGGAGCUGGACCCCUCGUGCGUGGACGUCCACCUCCUCACAUCGCACGUCUACCUGGCGCAGGGCAACUUCGCUAUGUGCUCCCACAGCCUGGAGCUGGGCGUCAGCCACAACUUCCAGGUCCGAGACCACCCCCUCUACCACUUCAUCAAGGCCAGGGUCCUCAGCAAGUGCGGGGACUACCCAGGAGCCAUAAAGACGCUGAGAAUGAUCAUGAAAUUACCAGCUCGCAAGGCGGAAGAGGGCAGGAAGGCCCGCGGGCCCUCCACGCAGCCCGGCGAGCGGCUGUCCAUCUUACUGGAGCUGGUGGAUGCGCUCCGCAAGAACGGGCAACUGCACGAGGCCACCAAGGUCAUGCAGGAUGCCAUCAACGAGUUCAGUGGCACCCCAGAAGAGGUCCGCAUCACCAUUGCCAACGUGGACUUGGCCCUGAGCAAUGGGAACGUGGACAUGGCUCUGAGCAUGCUGAGGAACAUCACGCCCAAGCAGCCCUGCUACGUGGAAGCCAAGGAGAAGAUGGCCGACAUCUACCUGCAGACCCGCAAAGACACCAGCCUCUACAUCGGCUGCUACCGGGAACUCUGUGAGCAUCUGCCUGGCCCCCACACCAGCCUACUACUGGGUGACGCUUUCAUGAACAUUCAGGAGCCUGAGAAGGCCCUGGAGGCGUAUGAUGACGCCUAUAGAAAGAACCCACAUGAUGCGUUCCUGGUCAGCAGGAUGGGCCAGGCCUAUGUGAAGACCCACCAGUACUCCAAGGCAAUUAAUUAUUAUGAGGCGGCCCAGAAGAUGAACGGACAGGACUUUCUGUGCUGUGAUCUGGCCGCCCUGCUCCUGAAGGUAAAGAAGUUCAACAAAGCAGAAAAAGUUUUGAAACACGCAUUGGAACAAGACGUUGUCAAAGACCUCCCCUCCAUGAUGAACAAUGUCAAGUGCUUGCUCUUGCUGGCAAAGGUUUACGAGAGUCAUAAAAAAGAAGACGUGAUGGGAACUUUGAACAAGGCCAUGGAGCUCCAGGCCCAGGUCCUGAAGCGCGUAGCGCUGGAGCAGCCAGAGAUGACCCCCGCCCAGAGACAGCUGGCGGCCUCCAUCUGCGUCCAGUGCGGGGACUGGUACCUGGCAGAGAAGGACUUCGCCAAGGCGGGCCGGUCCUAUAAGGACGCUCUCUUCUACUCGCCUGAGGACAGCAAGGUGCUGCUGGGGCUGGCGGGCCUCUACCUGCUGCAGGGCCACCUGGACUUGUGCGAGCAGCAGUGUGCCACCCUCCUGCAGACGGACAAGAGCCACGAGACAGCCUCAGUGAUGAUGGCUGACCUGAUGUUUCAAAAACAGAACCCUGAGGCUGCCAUCACCCUCUACCGCCAAGUCCUGGAGAAAGCGCCAGAUAAUUUUUUGGUAUGGAAUAAACUCAUUGAUCUGCUAUGGAGAAAUGGCAGACUGGACGAUGCCCCCACCUUCUUUGAACUGGUCAAGAGGAUGCCCAGCCGCGUUGUUUUGGAGCCAGGUUUCAACUACUGCAGAGGCAUCUACUGCUGGCACGUGGGGCAACCCAACGAAGCACUGAGGUUCCUCAACAAGGCACGCAAGGACAGCACUUGGGGCCUGAGAGCCACCUACUACAUGGUGCAGAUCUGUCUGAACCCAGACAACGAGGUCGUGGGCGGAGAGGUUUUCCAGAACCUGGCGGCUGAGAGCAACCCCGCCGCCAGGAAGGACUCAGAGCAGCACGCGGUGCGCACGGCCGAGAAGCUGCUGCGUGACCUCUCCCCGCUCUCGGCCCGGGGCCAGACCCAGCUGCGGCUGCUGCAGAGCCUGUGCCUGCUGGCCACCAGGGAGAAGGCCAACGUGGAGGCGGCGCUGGGCACCUUCGUGGAGAUGGCACAGGCCGAGAAGGACAGCGUCCCCGCCCUACUGGCCAUGGCACAGGCCUACGCGCUGCUGAAGCAGGUCCCCAAGGCGCGCACGCAGCUGAAGCGUCUGGCCAAGGCCCCGUGGACGCCGGACGAGGCCGAGGACCUGGAGCGGGGCUGGCUCCUGCUGGCUGACAUCUACUGCCAGGGCGGCAAGUUCGACCUGGCCUCCGAGCUGCUGCGGCGCUGCGUGCACUGCAACAAGUCCUGCUUCAGGGCCUACGAGUACAUGGGCUUCAUUAUGGAGAAGGAGCAGUCCUACAAAGACGCAGCCGCCAACUACGAGCUGGCCUGGAAGUACAGUCAUCAGGCCAACCCCGCCGUCGGCUUCAAGCUUGCUUUCAACUACUUGAAGGACAAGAGAUUUGUGGAGGCCAUUGAAGUCUGUCACACUGUCCUCAGAGAGCAUCCUAACUACCCCCAAAUCAGAGAAGAAAUUUUGGAAAAGGCCCAAGGGUCUCUGAGGCUCUAGCUGCGCCAGUGGGAGCUGGGGCGGCGGCAAGCCAUCAACUUCCAGAUGCUUCGCAGGGGGCUUGGGAAGAAGAACGGGCCAGUCUGGCCCCAGAGGAAAGACCUCUAAUUGGAAGUGAGGAGUGUGACCUUCCCGAGACUUUCUAGUGUCUGGGUGUCCGUGUUCCCCUCUGUGGCAGGAAAUUAAAUCUAUGUUCCCCAACCAUGAUACAAAUGCCUGCCGAUGAUAUACAGCAAAUAGCGAAAGUUUA
Suricata suricatta (meerkat) is the source of this 4582-nucleotide messenger RNA. It is a transcript of the gene TTC21A, whose product is annotated as tetratricopeptide repeat domain 21A. Gene Ontology annotation, cellular component: intraciliary transport particle A. The coding region runs from base 1 to 4332 and encodes 1443 amino acids. Gene Ontology annotation, biological process: intraciliary retrograde transport; protein localization to cilium. Gene Ontology annotation, molecular function: protein binding. NCBI's taxonomy places the organism in Eukaryota, Metazoa, Chordata, Mammalia, Carnivora, Herpestidae. The transcript has 31 exons. The record is from RefSeq and is a predicted model, not a curated record.